CAUUUUGAUGAUAGCGGACUAGCAUUUUGGUUAUUUUAUUUUAUUUUUAUUGCUUUAUUCAUAAGACCGAAAACUGUUUACAAGUAUCCUAUUUUGUACAUUUGUUCGCAUCCUUUGAAAAAUGAGUUAACAUGUAAAGGAAUUUUAUAAUCCUUAAAGCGCUACGCAAAUGUUAGUUUGUCAGUAUUAUUAUUAGCCACUUUUGGGGAAAGAGAAUAUGCAUAUAUGUCUCAGUUCCUUCUUGAUUUUAGACGUUAAGUUUUAGGCGCUGCCUCUUUGGGAAUCUCGGUAGGUCUUUGUAAAGUGGCUUUGGGCAUGCUAGGAGCUGUUGUUCCUCCUCAUCCCAGGGGGCGGCCAAGCGGUCGCCCGGUGCUUCUGCGGGAUCUCUCGGGCUCUCCAGAGUUUUCCUUCUCCAGUCUGGCGUUUAAACUGCGAGCGUACUUCCCACAGUAACUUUCCAACGAGAGCUUGCUGGCUUCUUGCAUAAACUACCAGAGGAGACUGUAAUGUUGUCAUACAGACGUCUCUGGCAGCCAAUCAGAAGCAGCGAAAUUAUCUUCAAUUUUUUAAAUGGAACUCUGACGGCCAAUGAGCGGCGCCCGGGCUGGGUGAGGUGCCCACCCCGCUGUAUAAUUACGAGAAAAGCCUUGCCACGGCCUGUGUAGCCCCUCGGGGCCGUGCCCGGGGCUACGGCGCCCGUGCUGGGGUGCUUAGCCAGCAGCCCCGCGGCGCCGCCUGAGGCCUCUCGGCCGGGGCCUCCGCCACUGACCCCUGCUCUGCUUCUCAAGCAGUUACUGAUCUGCAUGUUACCAGCUACUCCAUUCUAUGUAUGAUUUUUAAACCAGUUGUGGAUUCUGGCAAGUGUGUUGUUAACUGGCAAGCCCAAGAGCCUCGGAGUGGGGUGUAUUCUAACUCCUUCCAGCAGAAGUCCAGGACUGUUCAGGGAAGUCGAAGUCGAAGGUGAAGGAGAAGGAAGGGACAUCCGGAGAGGCCUAGACAAAGCAGCCUACGGGGACCCAAAACUUUGGAUGGGGAAGCUGAUGACGCUGAGGCUCAGAGAUUAAGUGACUUCCCCAAGGUCACCCAACUACCAGAAUGUCCACAGAUGGAGGAUUUGGCAGUACCAGCAGCAGUGAUGCUCAGCAGAGCCUACAGUCCUUUUGGCCUCGUGUCAUGGAAGAAAUCCGAAAUUUGACAGUGAAAGAUUUCCGUGUGCAAGAGCUUCCACUAGCUCGUAUUAAGAAGAUUAUGAAACUGGAUGAAGAUGUAAAGAUGAUAAGUGCUGAAGCCCCCGUGCUUUUUGCCAAGGCUGCCCAGAUAUUCAUCACUGAGUUGACCUUACGGGCCUGGAUUCACACAGAAGACAACAAACGUCGGACUCUUCAGAGAAAUGACAUUGCCAUGGCCAUUACAAAAUUUGACCAGUUCGACUUUCUCAUCGAUAUUGUUCCAAGAGAUGAAUUAAAACCUCCCAAGCGUCAGGAGGAGGUGCGCCAAUCUGUGACUCCUGCGGAGCCCGUCCAGUACUACUUCACAUUGGCCCAGCAGCCCGCGGCAGCCGUCCAGGUCCAGGGCCAGCAGACUGGCCAGCAGACCACCACCUCCACCACUACCAUUCAGUCAGGACAGAUCAUCAUUGCCCAGCCUCAGCAGGGCCAGACUACCCCAGUGACAAUGCAGGUUGGAGAAGGCCAGCAGGUGCAGAUCGUCCAGGCCCAGCCCCAGGGCCAGACACAGCAGGCACCAAGCAGCACAGGACAGACCAUGCAAGUGAUGCAACAGAUCAUCACCAACACGGGGGAAAUCCAGCAAAUUCCGGUGCAGUUAAACGCUGGCCAGCUGCAGUAUAUCCGCCUAGCACAGCCUGUAUCAGGCACCCAGGUUGUUCAGGGACAGAUCCAGACUCUUGCAGCUAGUGCACAGCAGAUUACACAGACAGAGGUCCAGCAAGGACAGCAGCAGUUUGGCCAGUUCACAGAUGGCCAGCAGCUGUACCAGAUCCAGCAGGUCACCAUGCCAGCCGGCCAGGACCUCGCACAGCCCAUGUUCAUCCAGUCGGCUAACCAGGCCUCCGAUGGGCAGACCCCUCAGGUGACGGGUGACUGAGCCCAGCUGGGGCCUUGCCCAGCACAGCCGGUGCACAGGGCCAUACAGACUCCAUUUCUGCCGCUGUGGCCUGGCUUGAGUGUCCCACUACCCCAGAGCCUCCUGCGGGCCAAGACACUGGUGCACAUGGCCCUCACUGCGGGCUAGGAAAUCGCCAACUGAAAGAUGCAAUAUUUUUUCAUUUCCUUUUUUGUCUUUUUGGUUUUUGUUUUUUAAAGGAAUCAAUAUUUCAGUAUGUUGAGCUGUAUGUCCAAUGCUAUUGAAAUGGGAAAUAUUCAGUGAUAACAUAUUUAUAGCGUUUUUUGAGGUGUGGCUACAAAAGUCUGCCCUCCUCAUGCCCCUUUCUCCCAAGAGCAGCUCUCCAGGCAUGGGAAAAGCUCCCAGAACAGCUGCCUUAACCUUUCUCGCAACCUCUGGCGAAUGCACCCACCUCUCUAGGUCACUGGGUGGUCCAUCGGUCGCUUCUCCCCUGCCCCUGCCCAGAGCAAAGCACCUGCCUCUGGAAGCUGCAGAAGCAGUCUUCGUGUUCAAGGAUGAACUUGACUCCAGACACAGUGUCUCGUUUCUUCUGGACCCUCCUCUGUCCCAGGAAACUGGGGCUCUUCUCUGCCCUCCCUCCACCUGCCCACCUCCCAUUUUUUCCCCUCAAGAAGCAAAUGAAUAAUUGUGCUCGUCUCCUCCGCUGCAUGGACUUCUAACUGCAUGAAUUAAAUGCAAUGAAUAAAGCUCCUUUUUAGAGAA
Molecule: messenger RNA, 2847 nt
Organism: Antechinus flavipes (yellow-footed antechinus)
Lineage: Eukaryota; Metazoa; Chordata; Mammalia; Dasyuromorphia; Dasyuridae
Gene: NFYC
Product: nuclear transcription factor Y subunit gamma
Exons: 12
Coding region: 1096-2106 (336 amino acids)
Biological process (GO): regulation of DNA-templated transcription
Cellular component (GO): nucleus; CCAAT-binding factor complex
Molecular function (GO): DNA-binding transcription activator activity, RNA polymerase II-specific; DNA binding; protein heterodimerization activity
Source: RefSeq, a predicted model, not a curated record